UUGAAAUCAAAUGAAUUAACAUGUUGAAGAUGAUGCAUAUAUUUUAUUUAGCAAGUUCGUAUUGGAUGGAUCGCUACACCACAAAAACAAAUCUGUAGAAUAGCCUGCAGUCGGUGACACGCGAGUGUUUCAUAUUGCCAAGAAUGGACACCCGCUUUACCAGGGGCAAAUCGGCAAUCCUCGAGCGCUCCCUAACCCGGCCGAAGACCGAGGUCAGCGUGAGCGCUUUCGCCUUGCUCUUCUCCGAGAUGGUGCAAUACUGCCAGAGCCGCGUUUACUCGGUGUCGGAGCUGCAGGCCCGCCUCGCAGACCUCGGCCAGGGCGUGGGAGCCAGUCUGCUGGACGUGCUGGUGCUGCGGGAGAAGAACGGAAAGAGGGAGACGAAGGUUCUCAAUAUCCUGCUCUUCAUCAAGGUGUCCGUGUGGAAGGCCCUGUUCGGGAAAGAGGCCGACAAGCUGGAGCAGGCCAACGACGACGACAAGACGUACUACAUCAUCGAGAAGGAGCCGCUGAUCAACGCCUUCAUCUCGGUGCCGAAGGAGAACAGCACGCUGAACUGCGCGGCCUUCACCGCCGGCGUGGUGGAGGCCAUCCUCACGCACAGCGGCUUCCCCGCCAAGGUCACCGCGCACUGGCACAAGGGCACCACCCUGAUGAUCAAGUUCGACGAGGCGGUCAUCGCCCGCGACAAGGCACUGGACGGCCGGUGAAGGAGGCGGGGUUACCGGGGGUGUGGGGCGGGGC
Molecule: messenger RNA, 744 nt
Organism: Conger conger (European conger)
Lineage: Eukaryota; Metazoa; Chordata; Actinopteri; Anguilliformes; Congridae
Gene: trappc5
Product: trafficking protein particle complex subunit 5
Exons: 3
Coding region: 144-710 (188 amino acids)
Biological process (GO): endoplasmic reticulum to Golgi vesicle-mediated transport
Cellular component (GO): TRAPPII protein complex; TRAPPI protein complex; TRAPPIII protein complex
Source: RefSeq, a predicted model, not a curated record